AUGUUGUACCCCACAAGCGCGCUGCUUAGGAUUGCUUCAGAGAGCCGCGUGUCGCAGGGCCGCAGCCUGGUGCGCGAGCGGCGGCGCGCGGCGCGGCUGCUGGCGCUGCUGGCGGCGCUGUUCGCGGCGUGCUGGCUGCCCUACCACGUGCUGACCGUCGUCAUGGACUUCCUGCCCACGUCGCCGCCGCUCAUGACGCUGCUGCGCUACUCGCUGCUGCUGGGCCACGCCAACUCGGCCGUCAACCCGCUCGUGUACUGCUUCAUGACGCGUGCCUUCCGCCACUCGGCGCGCCAGCUGCUGCGGAUGCCUCGGCGGCCCGGCGCCGCGGGCGGGCUGGCCGCGCGCGCCCUGCAGCGCCGGAAAGUCCGCGCUCGCAGCGCCACGUCGUCCAGCGGCUACGACUCGUACCAGAGCCCCCGGCGAUGUGCGGCGCUGCCGCUACGAGCGCUGCGGCACGGCGGAGCCGCCGCCGCCGCCGCCAGCGCCACCGCCGCCGGUCAGCCGCCCGCCCACGCCGCCGCCUGCGCCGCCACCGGCUCCACGGCCCUCGGCACCUGCAGCGGCCGCCGCAGCCGGACUGCGGGGUCGGCCGGUCGACCUGCCCUGGUGAUUGCCGGACAAGGAGGCGGAUUUUCGCCCUGAAUCCAUCCUAAAUCCAUCACUCGGCAACUACCGGACGAGAACAGCUAGGCGUACGGCCUGUUCUGCUCGUACUUUUCUCCUGUCUGCAUCUCGUGCUUUUAUUCCUUUUGUAUUGUCCUGAAAAAUGACAUCGUAAUAAUGUAUGCGUGUGUUGGUCGUGCACUGAGAUUGGAACACAACAAAGAGAGCCAGUCUGAGAAAGCCUUGCGGCUGUUUUAAUCGCCGUCGUCCUCGUCGUCGUACCCCAAUUUUUGUUCUUUUAAAAUUCUUGUCUUGUAUACGUACUUUGUCAAAUACAAAAUGCUAAG
Molecule: messenger RNA, 953 nt
Organism: Gryllus bimaculatus (two-spotted cricket)
Lineage: Eukaryota; Metazoa; Arthropoda; Insecta; Orthoptera; Gryllidae
Source: the annotation of a GenBank genome assembly